Molecule: messenger RNA, 632 nt
Organism: Triticum aestivum (bread wheat)
Lineage: Eukaryota; Viridiplantae; Streptophyta; Magnoliopsida; Poales; Poaceae
Exons: 1
Coding region: 81-551 (156 amino acids)
Source: RefSeq, a predicted model, not a curated record
UGAAUCGCCUCGAGUCGGAAGCUAGGGUUCCAAAGGGACCUUCUUUCUCGGCCGGUUCGUCGGAGGAGGUGGCGGCGACCAUGCCGACGCGUCGUGGUGGAGAGAAGGGGUUUUCCAAGGCUGCGGAGCGCAAGCCGUCGCGUCGUGGUGGACAGAAGGCCGGUUCGCAGGAGGCAGCGAUCAUGCCAGGGCGCCAUGGUCGACAGAAGGGGCUUCCCAAGGCUGGUUCGCAGGGGGGCCAUGGCAAGUGCAAGGGAGGUCCUCUUCCUCCGGCGAAGAACAUGAUGAGUGAAGAGGAGGUGAGGUCCAUCCUGUCCUGGGAAAAGCCUGCCCGCUUCGACCGAAAGAAGAACAAGGACGCCGGUUUCUUCAACAAGUUGAUUGAUGAAAACUUCAAGUACCAGCGGGAGAUCAAAGAUGAGUUUGAGGAGAAGGGCUACGUCGAGAUCCCCGACAACUUCCGAGAAGACACCAACAGAAUGAUGCGUGAAGCUCACAGGAAGGCGUACCUGGAGGUUUUUGGCACCGAACCGCCAGCUAAGUUCUACUAGAUCGGAGGAGCUGUUAUUUCACCGUGUAUCUAUCCCUAGUAGCAUUGACUGGAGCACUGUAGUUUGCAGUAUUUGUAUUUA